CUCAAGGCAAGUUGAAUUGAUAGCUGGAGAGGGUCUCCCUUGCGGAAGAGUGAGCGGUUUACUGAUUGGAUUAAACCCCAGAGGAUGUGGAACGGCAUCGGGAUGGCGGCUGGAAACGAUCCGCAAGCUGAGUAUAGUAUCUUACAGUGAUAUAAACUGGCAUGCAUCCUCACUCUAGUCUUAAGGCACGUUAUCUAUUGCUCUAAACUAUGCUCAAGCAAUCCGAGAUCUAGACAUCACACAGUAUUGAUAUCAUGUCUCCGAGAACUAUAUUGAAAUCAAACUAUCCUUGGACAAAGAGUCCCCUUCUGGCCUCGGCUCCAAUGCUGAACAUUGCCGGCCCCCAGCUGGCAGUAUCUGUCUCCUCCACCGGUGGGCUUGGAUUUCUUGCUGCAGGAUUCGAUGUUUCGAGCUUAGAUCAUAACCUGGAAGUUGCCGCCCGUCUGGUGAAGCAAUCAGGUGGUAUGGCACAGCAAGUAUACGAGGAAACAGGUGUGCUCCCCAUUGGGGUGGGCUUCAUCAACUGGGGUGCCGAUUUCAAAGUCUCUAUUGCCGCGAUCCAGAAGUACACGCCAUGCGCUGUGUGGCUAUUUGGUCCAAAGAACCAACCGGACGACCUCGUGCCCUGGGUGAAGGAGGUGCGUGGCGUGACCUCUGGCCGGACCAAGAUCUGGGUGCAAGUGGGUGCCGUGGAUGAGGCAAUUGCGGUUGCCGAAGGUCUUCGACCAGACGCUUUGGUCGUCCAAGGUUCUGAUGCGGGGGGUCAUGGUCUAGCCCAUUCGGCCUCAGUUUUGACUCUGAUACCUGAGGUCCAAGAUGCUUUACGGGAGCGAGACCUAACUCACAUAGCCACCAUAGCUGCAGGAGGAAUAGUUGACGGACGAGGACUGGCAGCGGCUUUGGCACUGGGGGCUGCCGGCGCUGCCAUGGGUACUCGCUUCCUGGCUUCUGCAGAAGCGAAUAUAGCUCAAGGAUAUCAGAAGGAGAUAUUAAGAGCAUCUGAUGGCGGUCUCAACACUAUCAGGUCGACUGUAUAUGAUCGAGUGAGGGGCAUCGGGGGUUGGCCUAAUCGAUACGACGGGCGCGGUAUUAUCAACCAGAGUUACGUCGAUGCUGUGGAGCGAGGAAUGAGUGAUGAGGAGAAUAAGAGUUUGUACGAAGAAGAGUUGAAGAAGGGCGAUGCCGGCUGGGGACCCAAGGGGAGGCUUACAACAUAUGCUGGCACUGGUGUUGGCCUGGUGCGUGAAAUCCUGCCUGCAUCCACAAUCGUGGAGAACACACUGUGUGAAGCAAGAGAUGUGAUUAGGGGAAUUCCAGUAGAUUGAAGCACUGCGGAGACCGAGUCUAGUGAAUCGCUAGCCAUAUUUUACUGACAGGAGGAACAAAGAUGGCGAUUGAAAUGCAAUCAAAUAUUUAGGAGCAGCGUUCCC
Aspergillus novofumigatus IBT 16806 is the source of this 1430-nucleotide messenger RNA. RefSeq names its product nitronate monooxygenase. The coding region runs from base 324 to 1325 and encodes 333 amino acids. Lineage: Eukaryota; Fungi; Ascomycota; Eurotiomycetes; Eurotiales; Aspergillaceae. The transcript has a single exon. Gene Ontology annotation, molecular function: nitronate monooxygenase activity. The record is from RefSeq and is a predicted model, not a curated record.